Messenger RNA from Phodopus roborovskii (desert hamster), 945 nucleotides. RefSeq names its product olfactory receptor 5D16. Gene Ontology annotation, cellular component: membrane. Gene Ontology annotation, biological process: sensory perception of smell; G protein-coupled receptor signaling pathway. The transcript has a single exon. NCBI's taxonomy places the organism in Eukaryota, Metazoa, Chordata, Mammalia, Rodentia, Cricetidae. The record is from RefSeq and is a predicted model, not a curated record. Gene Ontology annotation, molecular function: G protein-coupled receptor activity; odorant binding; olfactory receptor activity. Bases 1 to 945 code for a protein of 314 amino acids.
AUGUUUCUAUCAGACAUAAAUCUAACUUCCAAGGUCACAUUCACCCUCUUGGGUUUCUCAGAUUAUCCAGAACUGCGGGUUCCACUCUUUUUGCUGUUUCUGGCAAUCUACAGCUUCAGUGUGGUAGGGAACCUGGGAAUGAUUGUGAUUAUCAAGAUUAACCCGAAACUGCAUACUCCCAUGUACUUCUUCCUCAGCCACCUCUCCUUUGCAGAUUUCUGCUAUUCUUCCAUCAUCACUCCCAAAAUGCUGGUGAACCUAGUUAUAGAAGACAGAACCAUUUCAUUUUUAGGGUGCAUAAUCCAAUUCUUUUUCUUCUGUACAUUUGUUGUCACUGAGCUGAUUCUGUUUGCUGUGAUGGCCUAUGACCGCUUUGUUGCUGUCUGCAACCCUUUGCUUUACACGGUUGUCAUGUCCCAGAGGCUCUGUGCCUUACUGGUGCUGGGGUCAUAUGCAUGGGGUGUAGUGUGCUCCUUGACACUUACCUGUUCUGCAUUAAAAUUAUAUUUCCGAGGUUUCAACACCAUCAAUCACUUUUUCUGCGAAUUGUCCUCCCUAAUAGCCCUCUCUUGCUCUGAUUCUCAUAUCAGCCAGCUACUCCUUUUUAUAGUUGCCACCUUCAAUGAGGUAGGCACACUAUUUAUCAUUCUCACAUCAUAUUUGUUCAUUAUUGUCACUGCCCUGAAAAUGCAUUCAUCUAGUGGGCACCGCAAGGUCUUCUCCACCUGUGCUUCCCACAUGACAGCCAUCACCAUCUUCCACGGUACCAUUCUAUUUCUCUACUGUGUGCCCAGUUCCAAGAACACCAGGCACACUGUCAAAGUGGCCUCUGUGUUUUACACAGUGGUGAUCCCCAUGCUAAACCCCCUGAUCUACAGUCUGAGAAAUAAGGAUGUCAAAGACACAGUCAACAAAAUGAUGAAUGUAAGAUAUUUUUCUCAGUGA